Messenger RNA from Carassius carassius (crucian carp), 869 nucleotides. RefSeq lists its product as uncharacterized. Bases 237 to 869 code for a protein of 210 amino acids. The record is from RefSeq and is a predicted model, not a curated record. The transcript has 5 exons. NCBI's taxonomy places the organism in Eukaryota, Metazoa, Chordata, Actinopteri, Cypriniformes, Cyprinidae.
GGGUCAGUGUGACAACGCUUCAUAUAGGUAAACACCUACAAUACAUUGAUUUUGGGGGGGAAAUAAACACUCAGGGAGAGUGUGUACAGUAAUACCAUCCCAACGUUGUAGCACUAACUAUAAGCAGGAAGUUAGUUAGAGUUAGUAAGGUACACUUUUCUAAAGGCUGUCUAAGACAACUAGCAUUUGAAAACUUUUAUGUCAGACACGUUUACUUAUGGUGGAUUUCAGCAGUGAUGAAAAAUUAUCAAUGCUUCAUCUUCUCUACUCUCUUGCAACUGACUUUGGGUGCACACAUAUCUAUAUGGAAGGGAUGGACUGUAUUGUUUCCUCUCCCUGAACUUGCACUGGAGACUUCCAUUGAUUCAAUCGAAUGGAAAUACCACACAAUCCACAAAACAAUCUUACUGGCCACGAUCAAUCUCAUGAAGAAACAGGAAUCAAGAAUUUUCAGCAAGAGGACUGGAAUGAAAAUAAUGGAGAACGGCACACUUUACAUUGAAGAUGUAAAAGAUGAAGACUCUGGGAACUACUCUUGCACCAUCAUCCUCCAUGAUCGAAAGAUGUGGAUAGAGCAGAUUUAUCUUGAAGUACUUCAUGCUAAAGACGUGACGACUGAACCGAACAGCAAAAUGUACACAACAUUUAAACCUUCAGUGCCCAGUAUUACUGUAACAGCAUUGAUCGCAAUAUCAGUGUGCUCAGCGCUCGCAAUCCUCACAAUUAUAGCCACUAUUUUCAUCUUGAAAUGUGCAAAAAAUUGUUGCCACACAUCAGAUGAACCCAUCUACGCCAAUAAGAUGGUCAUAAUUGAAGAAAAUAAAAGGUCACAGGUGGACAGAAGGACUCCAGAUAAUAAAUCCAGAUAA